AUGCGAUUAGUCACGUUUCCUGGGCAGGGUAGCGCCGUGUUGGCGAGCUCGCUGGCCCGCUGGUGUGAGUCGCGGGCGGGCUUCCAGCACAGCUCGGUGGCGGACGUGGUGGCAUACGUGGAGCGGCAGCCCGCAGCGCCGGGGGCGAUUGCCGCGUGCUCGACGCUGCUGUACCAGUGCUGGCUGGAGCGCGGGCCGGAGCAGGGCGAGGCGAUGAUGCUGGGGCACUCGCUGGGGGAGCUGAGCGCGCUGAACGCGAGCGGCAGCAACGCGCUGCUGGGGGUGCAUGACGUGCUGGAGGUGGCGCAGCGUCGGCACGCGCUGAUGCGCGAGGCGGCGGCGGCGCAUGCGCGGGCGCACGGCGUGCGCGGGUUCGUGGCGCGGGUGGUGACGCUGCGGCGCGCGGGCGAUCUGCGGGCGCAGCUGGAGCUGCGCGGGACGCUGCGCCUAGCGAACCACAACUCGCUGCGGCAGUGCAUCGUGACGGGGGCGGCGGACGACCCGGCGUGGGCGGCGCUGCCGGCGGGCGCGCGCGUGGACGCGCUGCUGAACCCGGACGGCAUCCCUUUCCACAACGACGCGGUGCUGCGGCCGAUCCAGGGCCCGCUGUACGACCUGCUGUGGGAGCGGUUGGCGCGCAACGGCGUGAGCCGCGCGCGCAGCCUGGACCGCCCGCUGCUGAGCUGCCUGGACGGCGCGGCGACCGACCGUCUUGACGUGGCCGUGGAGAAGUUCGUGCGCUCGAGCACGAACGUGGUCGAGUUCGUCGCAGCCUGCCGCACGGCGGUGCAGGCGGGCGCGACGGCCGCGCUGCACGUCGGGCCCGGGCGCGCGGUCGGCGCGCUGGUGGACCGCAACACGGGGCUCACCGCGAGCGAGACGCUAGACUGA
This is a messenger RNA of Eremothecium gossypii ATCC 10895, 891 nucleotides long. It is a transcript of the gene MCT1, whose product is annotated as [acyl-carrier-protein] S-malonyltransferase. Gene Ontology annotation, biological process: fatty acid biosynthetic process. Bases 1 to 891 code for a protein of 296 amino acids. Gene Ontology annotation, cellular component: mitochondrion. Gene Ontology annotation, molecular function: [acyl-carrier-protein] S-malonyltransferase activity. The transcript has a single exon. The record is from RefSeq and is marked provisional. Lineage: Eukaryota; Fungi; Ascomycota; Saccharomycetes; Saccharomycetales; Saccharomycetaceae.